AAUGCAAUCAAUGCAGAACGUAAAUUGCAGUUUAUAAUAAUCCAUGUGCAUUUAAUUUGUAUGUGCAAUAAAUCAUAUUUGAUCAUGUAGUACUAGUGUAUAGUGAAAUUGUCAAAUUCUCGUGUAAGCACAAGUUUGUGUAACUUUAUUAUAGUCGUAAACAAUGUCUACCCCACCGCCGCCGCAACCGCGCCGUUCCGCAGGUGAGGGCAAGAAGACCACCCCGCCGACGUCAAGUAUUGUGACCAGAAAUGGUGCUCGCAAGGCUAAGAUACAAACUCGGGCUAUGUCAGCAGGGGCCAAGCCGUCUGCCUCUGUGCUUGCAGCGAAAAAGAAGGCUCUGCAGAAGAAAAAACAGACUGUGGACACUGUGAUUCGAGACCAUUAUCAAAUUGCCAUGGAAUCUAAAAACAAAGUGAAGGGGCCAACAGGCUUUGUUACGGAGCCUCGAAUGGCUGAGCACCGGUGUCUGUGGGACGAAAACUACCCUGAGUGCCCUGAGAGGUUAAUACGUGUGAUUGACAGGUGUAAAGAACUGAACCUCAUAGAACAAUGCAAAGAAUUUCCGCCCCGAGCCGCAGAUAAAGAAGAAUUAAACAUUCUGCAUUCUCCUAGUGUGUUUGAGAUGCUUGAGACCACCCACCAGAACAACAAUCUCGAAUAUUUGGAAGACCUGUCUUCUAAAUACGAUGCCAUCUACAUACAUCCUAGCACUCACUCACUAGCCCUAAUGGCCGCGGGCUCGACCAUAGACAUGGUGGACCGCAUCGUGUCGGGCGCGGUCCAGAACGGCGCGGCGCUCGUGCGGCCGCCGGGACACCACGCCAUGGCGGCCGAGCCCUGCGGCUACUGCUUCUACAACAACGUUGCGUUGGCUGCCAGGCACGCCAUAGACAAGCGCGGGCUGAACAGGAUACUGAUUGUGGACUGGGAUGUCCACCAUGGACAAGCGACGCAACAGAUGUUCUAUGAUGACCCCAGGGUGGUGUAUUUCUCCAUCCACCGCUACGAACACGGCGCGUUCUGGCCCAACCUGCGGCAGUCGGACUUUCACUACGUAGGCAGCGGGCGCGGCGCCGGUACCACCUUCAAUGUGCCGCUCAAUAAGACUGGCAUGCACGACGGGGACUACCUGGCCAUAUGGCACCAGCUACUGCUGCCUAUGGCAUUCGAGUAUCAACCAGAGCUGAUACUGGUAUCAGCGGGAUACGACGCUGCCAUUGGCUGUCCAGAGUUCUCGCCCGAACUGGUAAUCGUGUCGGCUGGCUACGACGCCGCGUUAGGUGAUGAAAAGGGCGAAAUGGAAGUGUCCCCGGCGUGCUACGCGACGCUGACGCAUCUCUUGAUGUCGAUAUGCCCGGCGGUGUGCGUAGUACUAGAAGGCGGGUACUGUGUGCCGUCCCUGGCUGAAGGCGCAGCGCUCACGCUGCGUACUCUGCUCGGACAACCGCCGCCGGCUCUGGCGCCCGAACCACCUAGCGACGACAUCCGUGAAUCGAUUCUCAACUGUAUAUACGCGCACAAACCGUACUGGCGUUGCUACAACUACCAGCCCACGUACAGCAUAGAUGAGUCGGUGCCCAACGUGUGUGACCGAGCGAAACAGAAGCAUACGGUCUCGGUGAGGUGGGAGGGAGACGAGACGAGGCCUGACAGGUUCGCCACGAGAGACUGCUACCCGUUGCAGGACAACGAGACCAAGAAAAGGAUUAUGGAGAAGCUUAACAGGUUAAGGCUAGUGACAGAUUUGACGUUGCCACAACACGCUGUAGGGUAUAUUUACGACCAAGCCAUGCUGAAACACAAAAAUAUUUGUGAACCCGGCCACGUGGAAUGUCCGGAGCGUAUAAUGAGGAUACACGAGCGGCACCGGGACUUCGGGCUGUUGGAGCGGUUACACCACAUACAGGCGCGGGCCGCGACAGACGAAGAGAUACUGGCUGUCCACACGAGGAACCAUCUCAAUAGGCUCAAGGAAUUAUCAUCGACAAAACUAAGAGAUCUGAACAGCCAAAAGGAGGCAUUUGACUCGGUGUAUUUCCACCCGGAGUCUCUGGAGAGCGCUUCGGUAGCCAUGGGGUGCGUUUUACAGAUGGUAGACGCGGUGUUAGGAGGCACGUGUGGGGCAGGUACGUGCGUGGUGCGCCCGCCGGGACACCACGCCGACGCCGACCUGCCCAGCGGGUUCUGUCUGCUAAACGCCGCCGCCGCCGCCGCCGCCUACGCCGUACAAGCUCACGGUCUGACACGCGUCAUGAUCCUCGACUGGGACGUGCACCACGGGAACGGGACGCAGAGGAUCACGUACCGGGACGACAAGGUUAGUGGUGGCUUCACAACUGCCAAUGAGCCUCCUAGCGGGUUCUGUCUGCUCAACGCCGCCGCCGCCGCCGCCGCCUACGCCGUACAAGCUCACGGUCUGACACGCGUCAUGAUCCUCGACUGGGACGUGCACCACGGGAACGGGACGCAGAGGAUCACGUACCGGGACGACAAGGUUAGUGGUGGCUUCACAACUGCCAAUGAGCCUCCUAGCGGGUUCUGUCUGCUCAACGCCGCCGCCGCCGCCGCCGCCUACGCCGUACAAGCUCACGGUCUGACACGCGUCAUGAUCCUCGACUGGGACGUGCACCACGGGAACGGGACGCAGAGGAUCACGUACCGGGACGACAAGGUUAGUGGUGGCUUCACAACUGCCAAUGAGCCUCCUAGCGGGUUCUGUCUGCUCAACGCCGCCGCCGCCGCCGCCGCCUACGCCGUACAAGCUCACGGUCUGACACGCGUCAUGAUCCUCGACUGGGACGUGCACCACGGGAACGGGACGCAGAGGAUCACGUACCGGGACGACAAGGUUAGUGGUGGCUUCACAACUGCCAAUGAGCCUCCUAGCGGGUUCUGUCUGCUCAACGCCGCCGCCGCCGCCGCCGCCUACGCCGUACAAGCUCACGGUCUGACACGCGUCAUGAUCCUCGACUGGGACGUGCACCACGGGAACGGGACGCAGAGGAUCACGUACCGGGACGACAAGGUUAGUGGUGGCUUCACAACUGCCAAUGAGCCUCCUAGCGGGUUCUGUCUGCUCAACGCCGCCGCCGCCGCCGCCGCCUACGCCGUACAAGCUCACGGUCUGACACGCGUCAUGAUCCUCGACUGGGACGUGCACCACGGGAACGGGACGCAGAGGAUCACGUACCGGGACGACAAGGUUAGUGGUGGCUUCACAACUGCCAAUGAGCCUCCUAGCGGGUUCUGUCUGCUCAACGCCGCCGCCGCCGCCGCCGCCUACGCCGUACAAGCUCACGGUCUGACACGCGUCAUGAUCCUCGACUGGGACGUGCACCACGGGAACGGGACGCAGAGGAUCACGUACCGGGACGACAAGGUUAGUGGUGGCUUCACAACUGCCAAUGAGCCUCCUAGCGGGUUCUGUCUGCUCAACGCCGCCGCCGCCGCCGCCGCCUACGCCGUACAAGCUCACGGUCUGACACGCGUCAUGAUCCUCGACUGGGACGUGCACCACGGGAACGGGACGCAGAGGAUCACGUACCGGGACGACAAGGUUAGUGGUGGCUUCACAACUGCCAAUGAGCCUCCUAGCGGGUUCUGUCUGCUCAACGCCGCCGCCGCCGCCGCCGCCUACGCCGUACAAGCUCACGGUCUGACACGCGUCAUGAUCCUCGACUGGGACGUGCACCACGGGAACGGGACGCAGAGGAUCACGUACCGGGACGACAAGGUUAGUGGUGGCUUCACAACUGCCAAUGAGCCUCCUAGCGGGUUCUGUCUGCUCAACGCCGCCGCCGCCGCCGCCGCCUACGCCGUACAAGCUCACGGUCUGACACGCGUCAUGAUCCUCGACUGGGACGUGCACCACGGGAACGGGACGCAGAGGAUCACGUACCGGGACGACAAGGUUAGUGGUGGCUUCACAACUGCCAAUGAGCCUCCUAGCGGGUUCUGUCUGCUCAACGCCGCCGCCGCCGCCGCCGCCUACGCCGUACAAGCUCACGGUCUGACACGCGUCAUGAUCCUCGACUGGGACGUGCACCACGGGAACGGGACGCAGAGGAUCACGUACCGGGACGACAAGGUUAGUGGUGGCUUCACAACUGCCAAUGAGCCUCCUAGCGGGUUCUGUCUGCUCAACGCCGCCGCCGCCGCCGCCGCCUACGCCGUACAAGCUCACGGUCUGACACGCGUCAUGAUCCUCGACUGGGACGUGCACCACGGGAACGGGACGCAGAGGAUCACGUACCGGGACGACAAGAUCCUGUACGUGUCCAUCCACCGCUACGACAACGGCUCGUUCUUCCCGCACUCGACCGACGCUGACUACACCGCGGUGGGUGAAGGUCGCGGGGAGGGGUUCAAUAUCAACAUACCCUGGAAUAAGCGCGGCAUGGGCGACGCGGAGUACCUGGCGGCGCUGUCGGCGGUGGUGCUGCCGGUGGCGGCGGAGUUCCGGCCGCAGCUGCUGCUGGUCUCCGCCGGCUUCGACGCCUGCGUCGGCGACCCGCUCGGAGGUUGCAAAGUGUCCCCGGAAUGCUACGGGCGCAUGACGCAUCUCCUGCGGUCCGUAGCCGGCGGCCGCGUCAUCCUGUGCCUCGAGGGCGGCUACAACGUCACCAGCAUCGCCUACGCUAUGACGCUCUGCACCAAGGCCCUGCUCGGCGACCCCAUCCACCACCACCACGACCCAAAACCCACCGUGCACUGGUCGGCUGUAGAAUCCAUCAACAACGUCAUCAACACCCACAAAAAAUACUGGAAGAAUCUCAAAUUUCAACUCGCUUUACCCAUCGAAAACGUCCUCCCCGAACCCCACCCGUCCCGAGGAUUAACGAUCACAGAUCACAACGAAUCUCACGAGAAAUUAGCCGAAUUAUCCUUGGCCAGCUCCCUCGAUGAAUCCAAGUCGAAGAGCCAGUUGGAUGCGUCUUUAGAAAUCAACAUGGCAAAUCUGAGCAUAGACAGGCCGAAGUGCGAGGACGGUAUCCACUGCGGGACGGAUGACGAGGACAACGGUCCUGACGGUUCCAAAAACAAAACUGACGCUGGCGACAAAGAAACCGCGCAGUGUAGUAAAAAACAAAAGAAGUCGCACCAUGAAGAAAAAGAAGUUGAAGGGAGUUCGAGUAAAAAAGAGAGCGAGGGAGGUUCGAGCAAAAAGGAUGAGCAAAAAACGACGCUAGUGGAUUAUUUGGCUGAGAACAUGCAGGCUAUAGUUGAUGGGGAGAUGUUCGCAGUGAUUCCUCUGCCGUGGUGCCCGCAUUUGGAGACGAUGUACGCCAUUCCCGGCGACGUGAAGUUCGAGCAAGGCGUGAAAUGCGUGGACUGCGACGAGACCGCCGAGAACUGGGUGUGUCUGCAUUGUUUUGUUACCGCGUGCGGGCGAAGCGUCAACGCACACAUGCAAGCGCACUACCGGUCCUGCUCGCACCCGCUAGUGCUGUCUCUGCUCGACCUCUCAGUGUGGUGCAACGAAUGCGAUGCGUACGUCGACCACGAGCUGCUAUACGAUGCGAAGAACAACGCGCACCGAUGCAAGUUCGGAGAAGAUAUGCCCUGGUGCUACAAAAGCGACACCCUCCAUCUCAGUUAAGGCCUAUAGGACUGUCUCCCAUGUUUCCACGAUAAUUUGAACUUUAUUCACUUAUCAUAAGGUCUAAAACCAAUUAAAAUAUUCAAUAUUAUGCCCUAUAGAGAAUUAAUUUACACUAGUUUGAAAACGUCUGAGGGUGGAUUCGACCAAACAAGUAAAUAUUAAUCUCAGAAUAAAUUGUCAGUUAUUUGACACUGACAUAUUUCCCAUACUGAAACUGUCAAUGUGCCAGUUAUACCAGGAGUUAUUCUCGGAUAAAAGUUUGGUCGAAUCGAGCCUUACUCGUAAUCGACGUCUAGAGCUCUAGUUGAUAUACACGCAUUUAAAUUAUUCAAAUAUUUUGGCAGCUUUCCGCGCGCUAUUUUGUUAUUCGUGCCAAAUGUUAUUCUUACACGUUUUCGUGUAUAAUGAAAUAAUACUUUAGUGUUGAUACGAUAUUAACAAUGAAUGGUAGAUUCAGGAAAAUAAAUAAAUACAGCAGCACACAACCCGGUAUAUUUGCGAUACCUGAAGUAUCCAUAGUUUAAGAUUUGAUCCUUUGGUGCUAUAUCAAGAUUCCUUUGCAUUUGAUUUAUUUAAAUACUUACACUACUAAACUACUUUGGUAGCUUAGCCUAAUGAACUAACAAUAGUAUUUUGAUAAUACAUUGAAGAAAAAUUUCAUUAUUUAACUGAUACUGAUUUGAUUUAAAUACAAAUCCAUAGCCAUUUAAAAAAAUAAUUGCUAAUCACAUUACAUAUAAAUACUUGUGUUUAUUUUUAU
Molecule: messenger RNA, 6365 nt
Organism: Ostrinia nubilalis (European corn borer)
Lineage: Eukaryota; Metazoa; Arthropoda; Insecta; Lepidoptera; Crambidae
Gene: HDAC6
Product: histone deacetylase 6
Exons: 20
Coding region: 164-5602 (1812 amino acids)
Biological process (GO): negative regulation of transcription by RNA polymerase II
Cellular component (GO): histone deacetylase complex
Molecular function (GO): histone deacetylase activity; transcription factor binding; zinc ion binding
Source: RefSeq, a predicted model, not a curated record